Messenger RNA from Trifolium pratense (red clover), 2232 nucleotides. RefSeq names its product rhodanese-like domain-containing protein 6. The transcript has 9 exons. Bases 141 to 1253 code for a protein of 370 amino acids. Lineage: Eukaryota; Viridiplantae; Streptophyta; Magnoliopsida; Fabales; Fabaceae. The record is from RefSeq and is a predicted model, not a curated record.
AUCUGUGGGGUGUAAGUAAGAAACUAGUUGGUGUAACUAGCAUAAAUCUAAAACAAAAAUGUAAACUUGAGCCGUCUGAAUCAACGACUGCGCCUCUCCUCUUCAGCCGUAGAACUGAGCGAUCAAUAAACCCUGAAACCAUGUCCGACGACAAACCCGCCACAGACCAAUACGGCGUCCUCCUCUAUUACAACUACGUCGAUAUUCCAAACCUCGACGACCUCCUCACAUUCUACCGCUCCAAUUGCUCCUCUCUCUCCCUCCUCGGCCGUGUUCGUCUCUCUUCCCACGGCGUCAAUGUCACCGUUGGUGGCAAUUUAUCCUCUUUGGAACGACACAUUGAAGACCUCAAAGCUAAUAGUACUUUAUUUCAUGGAACUGAUUUCAAACUUGCAACUUGUCAUCAACCGUUAAACGACGACGUUGCUAAGGAGUGUGGAUUCACUUCACUCUCGAUUCGAAUUGUCAAGGAACUUGUUACUUUGAGUUCUCAUCCAUUAUUGAAGUCACCAGAAAUUUCCAAUGCUGGAAGACAUUUAUCAGCACUUGAGUUUCAUUCAACCCUUCACAAUGCUAAUAAGGAGAGUCCAGAAAACAGUCUUGUUUUACUUGAUGCAAGGAAUCUAUAUGAAACAAGGAUUGGGAAGUUUCAUGCACCAAAUGUUGAAACUUUGGAUCCACAGGUUAGGCAGUACAGCGAUUUCUCCUCGUGGAUAGAUGAUAGAGGCGAGCAGUUGAAAGGCAAAAAUAUCCUCAUGUAUUGUACUGGUGGAAUCAGGUGCGAAAUGGCAUCAGCAUAUAUUAGGUCAAAAGGUGCUGGGUUUGAGAAUGUGUUUCAGUUAUUUGGUGGUAUACAACGGUAUUUGGAGCAAUUCCCAGAUGGUGGUUAUUUCAAAGGAAAGAAUUUUGUUUUUGAUCACAGGAUAUCAGUUGGAGGUUCAGAUGCUAGUACAAUUGGUACCUGUCUUAUGUGUCAAUGUUCCUUUGACGAUUACUCUUCACGCUGUCGAUGUACUUAUUGCAGAAUGCUUGUCUUGGUUUGCCAUAGUUGCCAGAAUGAAUCUGCACAGUACGUUUGUGAGCUAUGCCAAAAACAGGGUAAGGCUGUUGGGUCAAAGCAGUUAAUUGAAAAUGAUGAUUCAGAAAAAUCUCUGCCAGAUGUUGAGUUCCAGAAUUUAUCUUCAGAUACUAUGCUCUUGUCUCAAGCGCCUAGAGGGGACGGUAAGUGUACUGAAAAUUUUCAAGUCUCCUAAAAUCUGAAAAGUUGGUAAUUGAAAACCCAUCUAUAAUUUACCAGAAGUGUGCAAUUCCUGACAUUCUGAUGAAUAAUGUUUUCAGACGUAAGCACCUCAAGAAAACUGAGAAUCUUAUGCUUGCAUGGGUUUCGGCAGAAUGCUUCCGGUUUUAAGGGAAGGACUGCAUCGUUAGCCAAAAAACUCAAGAAAAUUGCUGAAUUUGUUUUUAUAGACGCACCUCAUGAGGUGCCCUUCAUUUAUCAAACACCAGUGCCAGUGCCCCAGGUUAAUGGUGCAUUGUCCUCUUUGCCAGCUAGUCCACCUCCACCUAUGGAGAAUUGCAAGAAGAAGUUCUCAUGGUUUGUAGCACCUAAUUUUGAGGGAAGUAGUGGUGUUGAGUGGAAGGUAGCAGACGGUCCAUUUGAUCCGCUUCAAUACCAGCAACAAACUGGUGGAUGCGAUAUUUCAAUAUCACACUUAGAGAACGUGUUCUCCCAAGAAGGGCCGUUUGAUGGAAUCUUGGGUUUUUCACAGGGAGCAGCAAUGACUGCGGUAAUCUCUGCACAACAAGAAAAGCUAAAAGGUAAAAUGGACUUUAAAUUUGUAGUCUUGUGCUCAGGCUUUGCUCUGCAUUUGAAGGAGAUGGAGUGUAGCCCUAUCAAGUGUCCCUCUCUUCAUAUUUUUGGUAAUGAACAUGGUCAAGACAGACAGAUAGCCAACCAAACAAGCAAGGAACUGGCUUCUCUAUAUGACAGUGGUUGUUCUGUGAUCGUUGAACAUGACUGUGGUCAUAUAAUUCCUACUCGGUCCCCAUAUAUUGACGAGAUCAAGGCUUUCCUUGGGCGAUUUCUGUAAGAGAGGUUUAACUAAAAAACUAAUUUUUUUUAUACUAUUCAAAAUUUACACUGUUGCUUGAUAAAUAGGUUGGUCAAAAAAUUGUACAAUGCCCUAUGGUAAUGCAAUUGCCUAAUUAAGGACGUGGAUCUUGAUUAUAUUU